Molecule: messenger RNA, 8223 nt
Organism: Aspergillus versicolor CBS 583.65
Lineage: Eukaryota; Fungi; Ascomycota; Eurotiomycetes; Eurotiales; Aspergillaceae
Exons: 8
Coding region: 1-8223 (2740 amino acids)
Molecular function (GO): glycosyltransferase activity
Source: RefSeq, a predicted model, not a curated record
AUGGAGGCCCAAUAUCUCGGCCUGGAUGCCAUUGGGUGGCAUGACAUGCUGAGUACAUGGUCAGGCAGGGUCCUGGCCAUUGUCACUUUCAUCACCAUAAUUAUAGGCGGGCUAUAUAUUAUAUACCUCACUGGGCGGGCUGUAUUCACGCAUUGGAAUCGACGGCGCAAAGUAUCCAGAGCCCCUGCUUCGAUUACCGGUUAUUUAGAUUCCCUAAAGGAAACGGCGCAGCCUCUUCGUUCUCGCGAGAAACCUCCCAGGAGCCUCAAGACAUUCGGUGUGUAUCUUGGUGCACUUGCCGAUCCUCCUACUCCAGCACAGGGACGGCUGCUGUUACAAUGGGACGCCAUCGUGGUCGACCCUUUGCAACAGGGCGUCGUAAAUGCAGUCAAUAGAUACUGCAGCUCGGCACAUAUACUCGGUCGACUCGAUGUACAGGGCUGUUUGGGCUCGAAUCGCAGCACUACGAAUGACCAGAUUAUUCAGGCACUAGGAACUAUCACCCAGAGACUCGCCUCGUCCUUUACGAGCAUUGCCACGCACCAGACGCCAUUUCACGGAAUCCUUUUAUCGAACUGGGAGGCGUACUUCGAACCCGUUGUGCUUAGCCAUUUACUUGAAUACAUCAACCAUAUCGGCCUCGACGUCUGGCUGGAGAUAUCAGGAGACUCCAACGAAAGCCAGUACGACGGCGUCGACAUGAGCCACGUCCAAGGCAUCGCCUUCCAAAACGGCACUAUCCGUAACGAUGGACACCACCAGGACUACUUCCAGAUGUCCAAGACACGGUCUCUUAUGAGGGCUCUGGCUGGCCAGAAACCAGCAGGAGGUUGUAGCUUUGCCAUGUGGGAGGUAGUUGACGAUGAAGUGACUAUCCCUCAUGCUGUUAUGCGGCGUACACUCAAAUGGUGCAAUUAUAACACUGCCAUGGCCUGGAUUGGCCCUCUAUCUGCCCUGGUGGAUGCGGAUAUUGCUGCGUCUCGCACGGUAAUCAAGGAGCCACUGUCAGCGCUGGUCUGGCUACGGGAUGAUGCAGUGGCAAGGGCACACGAUCACUGGCGAUUUAAUGAUACGAUCCUGCAGAGCCCCUCUGGGAACGAUGAUUUAUACGGGGCAUUAGACAGCUUUGUUCCUGGUCUCGCCACGAAGUUACAAACAAUUUAUCCUACAAACGUCAUCACAACGAACAGCUUGGAAAGAAAUAUCAAUGAGGCAUAUCCACCGUUUCAGAAUGCACAUCUAGACCCGUUUUCUCUAUCCCCUGACGGCACCGACUACACCGGCCUGGGCUGCUUCCAGCUCGGGCUUGACUGCUCUACCACGGAAAUAAAUGAUCUUUUGGAAGCACAGAGAUGUCUCCGCGAGUCGGACCUUCUGGAGCGCCUUCAGCAAGAGGAACUGGACGGGAUACUCUGUGGGUUAAGUCAAAUUGAACCAGAGAGUGACACCUCCACCACCUACUCCAGCAUCCAGGAAUUGAUCGAUAUGCUUUCCAGAGGUCCCUCUGAUACUCACAAUGUCCGAGUCUGGGUCGGUCUGCACUCCGGGUUUCGCACUCGCAGUGAAGCACAGGUCUGGGGGAUGUAUGAAGUUGACUCUGUUACUGGGACUAUGGAUAUAUAUCUCUCCAACAGAACGACGGAUCGUGCAGGGACAAUACUCCAUACUUUCCUGUCUAGUCGAGGAUUUACGCGGUUUGAGUGUCUAAUGGCAGAGAUCUCGCUCUCUGAGGCCAACGAAAAACUCUGCUCGAAAUGGGGACUGUCUCCCCGUCCGGUUCAUGAUGUGGAAGCCCUCACUCCAGUAGAGCUACUUCUAUGGGUGCAACGAUUGAACCACUCGACGUGUGAAGGCUCCCUAGCACUCGCAGAGAAGGUGAGAGCUAUCUGUAAAUACCAACUCUUGGACGCACCCAAAUCGGCCCAGCUUCGACGCACGGCCUCGGUGGAAUAUCUCGGGGGUAGGCUCACGGCUGAACAGCUCGUGCAGAGUCGCCUGGAAUGGUACCAGAGCCAGCGCAGUCCAUCUCUAGAAUAUGAAUCUGCUAUGGGACUAUUCAGGGAGAUCGGUGACUUCAUUGAGGAGGCUCUUCUUCAACAAGACAGCAGCACCCUUGAGAAAGUGGCUGUGGUAAUGGACUCUGUUCUGCAGCCAUCAUGUAUCGACGUCAAGACAGACUUUCUUGCCAUGUCCAUUUUCUGCGCCGUCCGUAAACUGGCCCUCAAUGAAGUCUAUCUCGAGGUGCUUGACCGGAAUCCUGGACCCAAUCUACACCAUAUCCAAGCAGCGUGCUUUGCUGAAUUCUACGCGGUGGGAGCGCGAUGCGACGCCUAUUUUGAUAUGACGCCGAAUGAACUGGGCAGGAUCCUGUUUGGCAAAAUCCGUGAAUAUCAUUAUGAACAUCAGCCCCCUCUACCUGAGGAAGACACGACUGAGCUGCCUACCACUUAUGCCUCUAUGGAUGUCGAUUUGGAUCCAGACGCAGCUGAGGAGGACAUGCCGCUGCACUACCGCAUCACCUUUCUCGGCAUUUUUGCCAUCCCUGCCCUAAUAGAUAUCUCUCUGCUUACAACAAUUGGCCGUGGGCUCUACCUGUCGGCCUUUAUGGAAGAUACAGAUCAAACGGCAGCAACUGCAGCGCUAAUGGUGGCAUUGCUCCUCGGUGGCGCUUUCGGUACCUGGAUCAGUUCCGGGGGGAGCUAUUACUUCUACUCCAUGGCGUUCCCUGCAACAAGCAUGUUUGUGAUGACGCGUUUCAUUGCCGGGCUGGCCGUUGUUUUGUUGGUGGGCAUUGUCACAAUGAUCGGGAUUGGAAUUGCGCAGUCUUUUCGCUCGGGUGUUAUAUUCCUCGUAUAUCUGGUCCUCUUGACAGCAUACCUGAUGGUCCUAUCUAUAUUGUCCAUAUAUCAGAUGCCUGGCCAUCAGUUCCAAUCGGGCCGUGUGGUGGUCGUGACAUGCGUCCCAAUUCUUCUCCUCUCCCCCUUGCUCACUACGUGGCUGCACCAUGACAUCGUCAUAUAUCCAUGUGUGCUGGCCUUCUUCUUAGCAGUAUUGCUAUUUGCUGCUCGACGGGUGAUAUCCAAGUGGAAUAAUUGGUAUUUCGAUAUACCAUGUGUGACUGAGCAGGAGAUAGUCGGCUGGUAUCAGAAAACAUAUAUGCCAGCUGUUGCAGAGAUGCCAUCGUACUUUACGAUACGUCAGAUACUUUGGGACUGCGUUAAAAAGGAAUGUGCAUCCCAUUCCUGGUCGAAGCCUACAUCCGACCCUUUCAUCCGACGUAUAGCCAAGGGCUAUCCAGCCUCAAUAUUCCUUCUUACAUGGUACUGCAAGUACACCCGGACGCGGCUCCCUCUACCCUACAGUCCGACAUGGAACCUGCAGCUCAAAUCAGGGACCGAGACUCUAGUCAACAUCCAAAGAGGCUUGAAACUGCACAGCGCAUUCCUCCACUGGGUACACUCCGGGCAGGAAGUCUGGGGCGGACUACUCUUCUUUGCCCUCGCACUAAUGGACAAAUGGACUGCACUACUCACCGGAGAAUCCAUAGUUGGGCUGUCUGUCUCGAGUGAGACAUUUAGGCUGGCUGUCGGGUUUGGACUUGCUUAUUACCUCAUGGGCGCAGUUAUCCUUGACGCUGUUUCCCAGCCAUUAUGGGCCAUUGCACACCAGCACACGUCCGAGCAGGUUUCCAGUCUUGACUCCCUCCACAGCGCAGUCCUCAACAAUAGACUCAAGCGUCGGUCUCUAUACUGGUCGAAGCUCCUCAAGUACAGUCUCCUGCACAUCUGGGGUCUGGCCGUGACAUCUGCCUUGAUGUGGUCUCUUGAGUCCUCCCGCAGCGCUACGCAGAUGUAUUUGGCAUACGUCGGCGCAUACAGCGGGCUACUCUGGUAUCAGUACAGCAGGAUAUAUGUCCGCCAUCGGGCCGACGGUGCAGUAGCCCUUGGCACAAUUGUGGGUUUCAUGACAUGCCUCUUGUUGCGCCUCAUACCGGAUGGGUUUCCCUUUGGCGGUGUUAUCGGUCUGGCAGCUGGUACUUGGACUACAGCGAUCUUGUCAUUUCUCAAGGCCGACGUCAGACAAACUCCUAGAAAUAGUGAGGAUAACACCGGUGAGGUGGCUGUAUACACCUGCAGCACCCUGGAGCCAGACGCGGAGAUUCCACAGGGCACAUUGGUGGGUGUCUUUGAUGGAAUUCAAUCAAUGCCCCUGAAUCUGCGAUAUAGGAUAGAUCCGGCUCGGUAUUCUGGGGUUGAGGUUAUGAGGAUACUUCGCUCACGAAGCCAGUCUGAGCAGGCCCAUUAUUCACAGGCGUUUCCUAAGGGUGCGGACAUACUACGCCGUACAGUCGAGUUAUGGGAGUCCGGACGUAUACUGGUCGAGCUCGUCUCUGCCAGUUCUUUACUCAGAUCAGAAGAGAACUCCUUCCGCUGUUUAAGCAGAAAGACUCCGGACUUACUACACAUAAUUGUUAUCGCACCUCUGGACCUAGUCCAAGAUACGCUCCAGGGAAGAUGCUAUGCAAUCGCAGAAGCACUCGUAUCAAGCACGGCUGAAAACUACCUUGGCCUGUCGCACGACCAUGCGAUGCUCACUGAGUUGCUGGUUCAUGAAAAUUCGCAUGAUACACUGCCUAUCCCUGAAGGCAUAAAACGGCAGCUCCAGGUCUCUUGCCGGGACCGACGAGAGCUGAUAUCAGACACUCAAAAAGCCGUUCUUCGACAUCUUCUCCUUGGAAUUGAUAUUGAGCAGGAGUGGGACAUCCUACCCGGUGACGCUCGCAGGUUCCUCUUGCAACGGGCAUGCGGGCAGCCAUACCGUCUAUCUACAUCCCAGGCGGAGUGGAUCCAAUCCAGGUUCAAGUUGACGGAUUCCACGGACCUGGAUGUCUGGCUCGCCAGAUACGAUCUGAGUGCUUCACUCGCUGAGGCUGUGGGGAGCUAUGCCCAACGUAUUGCUGAUGAGACGGCCGUGACGCCCUUGACGAACCCGAGUCAAAACAGACCGAUAUCGUCCCUCCAGCUUAGUGACGAGCAGGUAACAGGGCCUUCCUCACGCGUCAAAGCGAGUCUCCUCCGAAUAUAUCUAAAGAUCAAGUCGAGCAUUAAAUUCACGGUCCUUUCGCUGGUCGCUGAUCCCGAGUACCAGCGAGAGCUGGACUAUAUGCUUCGCACGCAGCCCUUGAUCCUUUCGUGGCCGUUGAAGCGCUGCCUCGCAUGUAUCUGGUCGUUCUGUAAAGUGUUGCAGGAUCUUAUCCUCCCGCUUGUCCUGCUGCAUGGUCGGAGGCGAAUAUCCUCUAUUUAUAGGUCGAUGAAGGGGCAAACAUUAACCCUGGAGAAGGAUCGGCUUACUUUAGAUACUUUGGAUGGUGCGUUCACUUGCUUUAUGCACUUGGAAGAUGCGCCUUCGCGGUUAUAUCAAUAUUCUGGCCGAUAUGAGGAGGAGCCAACCGAAAGGACGAACUUGGUUGCAAUCAAUACGUAUACAAGUGACGCGCAUUUACGAUCCAGAGAAGAGUACGAUAAUAAGGGGGCUUCGAUUAACCGCUUUGUCUAUGAAUAUGGGCAGGUGUCUGAAGCACGCAUGGUGCCACUACAACGGCAGUGUGUUGCGGGCAAGCUUCAGUCAGAAGUGGUUUGCUAUAAUCGUCGAGGAUUUGUUAUCUCUGGUUCAGCCCUAAAAGGAGACCAACCUGUCCAGUUUCAAUAUUGGUACGCGAAGAACGCCAGAUCAGCCAGUGACCUUCUGCGAGGGGAGUAUGUCUUUCCACAUAUCAAGAUCCAAGUGGCAUGGAGUAUACCGCCGCAUUCAGGGAAACUGGAUGAAUGGAUCCCCUAUCCUUUGGUUACCAGGGCACUGUUUAUUCAAGGUGACAAGGUGUACAGUGCCGAGUGGCUCUAUGACCAUAGAUUCCACCCGACAAUAAGAGCAACCCUUAACGGGGAUGAGGUCCCUGUACCGCCCAUGAUUUCUGAAGACUGGUUCAAUGUGCUUCAGAAGCCGACAAGGAACAACUUCCUGUAUGACAAUCCGUUGGCGCUAUUCUCUGGUAAAGUUAGUGUAUUGUCUCGCCUCCUCCGACGCAAUAUCAAACAGCAUCCGGUGUCGAUAUCCCAAGGCCGAACGUAUCUCUGGAAGUCCUGGCGGACAUCCAAUGAAGUCGAUGCAGUUACUGCCAGAUGGCUAGACGAAAUGAUCCUGCGGUCAAGCCAGGCAUUGAAGCCCUACUGGCGGCGACGAGACCGGGCCAAUCUCGAGGCAGCAGCCGAGUAUCUAAACGAGCAUGCAGACGCCAUUGUCGCAGAUGUCGAUCUCAGCCACGAAGUCAGCUCCUGGGCUCCUCUCGCAUUCAAGCUCAGCGAUUUAGCCAGUUUCGGUCAGGGCGGAGAUGCAAGAAUAAACACACGAACGCUCUCGACACAGCUGAAUGAUAGCAGUAACGAACUGCACGUUCUAGCCAUGGAUACGGGGACUUGGCCCAAUGAGCCAGGGGGUGUCUCUGCAUGCCGUCGGGAUCUGGUAAACAACCUGAAACAAAUCAGGUGGCAUAUUAUUGCUGAAUCUGCGAAUGAUUUCGGUAUCCCCCGGUUCCAGGUCGAGCAUAACGUGCACUCCCUGACAAUCCUGCCGCAGUGGGGGUUGGACUUCCUGCAUCCAACGCAUGGGAUCUUCCAGAACUGUUUGCAUUCUGCUAUUGUCGAGAGGGCUUGGGGUAUUACGGAUGCUGAUAUCCGUGCUAAUUUCAUCCCUGUACUAUCUACCCUUGUCCGGUGCGCGCGCAUGGGCCAUCUAGAUCGGGUGCAUGUCAAGGAGGCGACUCAGGCAUUGGUGGACUUGAAUGCCUACUUUGAAUCGUCUAGGAGCUGGAAUGAUGUCUGGAUGAGCGAUACAGUGAAGCAGGCAUGGCGAGAGAUGUGGUUGAGCGAGGAUAUAGAGGGGGCAACCCCUAUCUCGCAGUGGCUGGACGCUGAAAGGCCCACGAUUCCACAGCUGGACAAUGCGUUGGAUAUGUGGCAUCGCUAUCUAUUUAUCUUCUCCAUCCCUGUCCCCGAAAAGAUCCCUGGUGUGUUCCAGGUCUCCCACCACUGGACAGGAGCUACAUACGGGGUGCUAUGCAAGAUGAAGCGCCAGUGUGUCCUACAGCUCUGGGACCACUGUAUCAGCUUCCGUGAGAUAGUUGCGUAUCUAUCAUCGGCAUUGUCCCUGGACUCGAUAUUCGUCAACCAUGCUCUUAUCAGUCUCGCUCAUCUGUCCUGCGUGCUUAUCCAAUAUCAUGCAGAUAUCAUUCUCCCAUGCACUGAAUACUUCAACCCAGGGUGGGAAAUUGAGCUUGGAACAUGCGAAGGCACAUUACAGCAUCGCCGGCUCUUCAGCCGCAAGAUAGACGCCGUCGUGAACGGGAUUGCAGACAUGGACAAGUAUAAAGUCAAUAAAGGGUCCGGGGCAGAGAAACCCACCGUCGUGAUGUUAUCGCAUGUUCGCUAUGUCAAGGACGUCAAAACGGCUAUAUUGGCCGCUGAUGUGAUUAUCAACACCUGGGGCUUCGUCGACUACCAGCUCAAGAUAUACGGCGAUAUGGAGCGGUCACCGGCAUAUUCCUCCGAGUGCCAGCAGAUGAUUGACUCCAAGGGCUUGCGCGAGAAUGUCUUUCUCAUGGGACUGGGGGAUCCACUGGUAGCGCUUGAAGAUGCGUGGCUGUUCAUGAACUCCUCCAUAUCUGAAGGCCUUCCCCUGGCCAUGGGCGAGGCAGCUCUCACCGGUGUGCCCGUGGUCUGCACGGACGUCGGCUCGUCCUUCUGCGUGGUAACCGGCAGAGACUCAGGGGAAAGAUUCAGCGAAGUCGUUGCGCCGAAUGAUCCUGCUUCGCUAGCAGGGGCCCAGAUCCGCGUCCUCGCAUUACUGGGACAGUGGGCUGCUUUUGCAGGUGACAAAGAUGGGUAUACUCCGCCUACGCUGUCGCUUCAGCCGUCUUUGGAAGAGGUACAGCAGAUCUCGCAGCGUAUGUAUGACAAGGCCGAGCAGCGCCGUAAGCUGGGGAUGUUGGGCCGGGAGAAUAUCUACAAGAACUUCUCUAGUGAGCGGUAUCUCCGUGAGCAUGAGCAGAUGCUGUGGCUGGGGAAGUAUCGAAGCAGAGUCUUUGACUGUGAGCGGAGUUCUGGUUCUUCUGGGACCAAGCUUGAGUCGUCUACUGUGGUGGUUGAGGAACGCUCUGAUAUUAGUUGA